AUGGCAGCACUAAAGGAAGUUUUGAAGAGAUUCAAGUUUGACCAAGCGGAACUCAAAAAGUCACCAGUAGCAAAUGUUUCAGCUGUCCCACUAGAAAACAACAUUUAUGAGUGGCAUUGCAACAUCAGACAAGAUGAAAUUAUAUUCCACCUCAUUUUGUUUUUCCCUCAACAAUAUCCUUACCAGUCUCCCAGUGCUGAAUUUGUACCAAAUGGGUUUGUAUACAACAGUGGUGCCACCAAACAAGGGAAAAAAGGGACACAAAUUUGCUUGGAUAUUUUCUCUGAUUUCUCAGAUUAUCACACAGAGUGGAAAACUAAAAAAGGAGAAGGGUGGUCUCCAGCUUACACCGUCCAGACAAUUCUUAUGAAUGUUGUCGCCUUCCUGUCAGAAACUCAGGCUUCGGGCAGUUCCAGCACCACCUAUGUCAACAAUCUUAACCUGUCCAAAAGUUUUACCUGUUCUGAUUGUGGCCACUGUUAUUCAUCUCCUUUCCCCUCUUUGGACAAUGAAGUUAUGCAAGGUAGUACACCUGUCAAAAAACACAGCAAAAGUGAACGGACAAAGGCCAAGGGUAAAGAAGACCUUUCAGAUCUGCCAACAGAAACUGAAGACUUAUUCCAGCUCAUUGACUAUAUUUCCAAAGAGAAAUUUAAAAUCCAGAAGCCAGCAAGUGUUCAAGAUAUUUGGGGGUAUGGCCUGGCUGUAUCUGGAACAGCCUGGCGUCCAACAUUGACUUCACCAUGUGAAUUCAUCACUGGAAGAUCAUUUUACGGAAUGGAAAAGGCCGCUGGAGUUGUCCAAAGUGUCUUUAAAGAGGAGCUGAAAUUGUUCUUACCCUUGUUCAUUCAUCCAGUACAUGGCUCAGGGAUUCAAGAGGAAUUUGAAAGAACUCUGAGAAAAGUGGGCAAACUGAUGCCCAAGUACACUGACAAAACUCCGAUAGAGGACCUGGUUCUGAAAACAAUCCCUAACCUGCUGACUGCAACAGUAGUGGAGUUUUCUAAGGGAACACAACACACAAGUGACAACAGCCUCAGUGGCUAUUUCGCUCUUCAUAGACUCUUUCUGUGGGCAAUAGACACAUACCCCGGCUUGCAAGAUAAAAUUGAAGAACAAGUGAAGAGCUUUGUGGAAAAUGAAGAUGAUAGAUCCAAAGACAAAGUGCCAUAUAUUGCUGAAUGGCUGAUGCUUGUGUCUGGAUCCAAAAAGUACAGAUGGAAAGAUGUUGCUGGAGCUUAUCUUAGUGAAUCUUGGAAAAGAAAUGUUAUAUGGUAUGUGAAAGAUGAUGUAAAACUUGGACUUCUAGAUACACCCAAAGAAUAUAGAAUUAAACACACUUAUGAUUUGACAGAAAUUGCUAGAAAGCAUCUAGCUUUUCAGGCCUGUUUUUUGGAUGUUGCCAUGCCAGCUGGCAUGUCAAGAAAGGAGGUACUAAAACGUUACGAUGAUAACCUUGGAUUUCCAACCAGAGAAAUGGUGGAAGUCAUGAAAGAAGCUUUUGUGAACAUUAACACAAAUUUGAAAAAUUAUCAGGACUGGUUUCAAAUUCUAAAAUUAUCUGUGCCCUCUGAUGAUGAACUCUACAGCAUCAUGGUCAGAGCUGUGCAAUUUUCUAUUGAAUCACCUGGCUAUCAUUGGAAAGGUGGUAAAGGGGGUGGGUGGGUGAUGGUGUUAAAGAAAUACAGUGGCAUGGUUCAAGAAGAAGAGGCUAAGAAGAAGAAGAAUCAGAAACCUGGGGAUGGUACAGAGGGUGAAGAAUCCACAAGUACAAACAGUGUUGGUGAGGACAGCAAUGCUGGUGGAGGAAAAACAGCAGCCGCGAAAGGGGCGUCACGUGGAAAGUCAGCCACUAGAGGAACAUCACAGGGGAGAGGCAAGUCAGCCACCAAAGGAAAGAAAAGGAAAGCAGAUUCUGAUGAUGAUGAUGGUGGUUAUCAAGGAGCUUCAUAUGAAGGUCAGGGACAAAGCAGAGGACGUUCUACAAAGAGAAGUCGCAAGUAA
This is a messenger RNA of Candidula unifasciata, 2004 nucleotides long. The record is from the annotation of a GenBank genome assembly. NCBI's taxonomy places the organism in Eukaryota, Metazoa, Mollusca, Gastropoda, Stylommatophora, Geomitridae.